AUGAUUGGACUUCCAUUGGAUGAUAAUUCAAGAAAACAAAUCUUCAAGAAGAAGAAUGUUAUUUUAGGAUUGAGUGCACUUGCACUCUUGGUUGUAUUGCUUAGUACCAACAUUAUUGGAUACUUGAAAAUUUUGUUUCAGUCGACGGGAGACAAGUCAAUUUGUCCAGUCUUCGACAUAAAGAGACCAGAUACCUUCACAAAGGAUAAUGCCACUGUCAACCAGAUUAUUCUGGAUGAAAAAUUUAGAUUGCAGUCUGUUCAAAAAUUGGCCGGGGCCAUUCAGGUCGACACCCAAAUUGGGGAUAACCAACCAGAUGUACCAGAUGCUCCAGAAAAAUGGACUCAAUUUAAGAAAUUUCACAAGUACUUACAGAAAACUUUCCCAACGGUGUACGAUAACCUUGAGGUUGAAACAGUGAACACUUACGGCUUAGUUUUCUACUGGAAGGGAUCCAAUUCCAAGUUAAAGCCAGUCAUGUUAACUGCUCACCAGGAUACUGUUCCAGUACAAAAGGACAGUUUGAAGGAUUGGACUUAUCCUCCAUUUGAUGGCCAUUAUGACGGUGAAUUUAUUUACGGUAGAGGUGCUUCGGACUGUAAGAAUGUAUUGGUUGCUAUUUUAGAGUCUUUUGAAUUGUUACUUGAAAAGGGAUUCAAGCCAGAAAGAGGUGUAAUUGCUUCGUUCGGGUUCGAUGAAGAGGCUUCCGGUGUUAGGGGGGCAGCGAACUUAGGUAAAUACCUUGAGAAGAAGUUCGGUCACGAUUCUAUUUAUGCCAUUAUCGAUGAAGGUCCAGGUUUACUUGAAGACCCUUUCAGUGGACAAAUCGUUGCUAUGGCAGGAACUGGUGAAAAGGGUUAUGUCGACAUCGAAGUCGAAUUGACUGCUCCAGGGGGCCACUCUUCUGUGCCACCAGACCAUACCUCAAUUGGUAUCAUGUCUGAAAUUGGAUAUCUCAUCGAACAUGACCCCUUCCAGCCAAUUUUGACAACGAAGAACCCAAUUUUGACCUAUUUACAAUGCGCAGCUGUACACAGUAAAAAGAUGCCUAGUUUGACCAAAAAGACUAUUUUAAGAGCAGGAUUUGACAAGUUGGCCAAUUCCAAAGUGUUGAAGAGCCUUCAAGCCAAUAACAUCACCAGAUACUUGGUCGAGACCUCUCAGGCUCUCGAUAUUAUCCAAGGAGGAGAAAAGGCCAAUGCUUUACCUGAAGACGUCAAAUUGCUUGUAAACCACAGAGUUGCUAUCGAAUCCACCUACGAUGAAGUCAAGGACCAUUUCGCUGACCGUCUUGUCCAAGUCGCCAAGGAUCAUGGUUUAGGAUUGAAUGCCUUUGGAAAGAAGAUUAUACCAGAUCUGCCAACGGGAAAUUUGCAUAUCAGAAUCUUCAGUCAACCAUUGAACCCAGCUCCGGUAUCUCCAUUGAACGAUAAGGUUUGGGAAUACCUUGCAGGUGUCACAAGACAUAUUUUUGAAGAUUACGUAUACCCAGAUUUAGGCUAUCCAAUUGUAUUGACUCCGGGCAUGAUGACAGGUAAUACAGACACGAGACAUUACUGGAAUUUAACGAGAAAUAUCUUCAGAUAUACUCCAUUCUUUUCAAAGGAUGUCAUGCAUGAAACAAACAUCCAUAGAGCUAACGAAAAAUUGAGAUUUGAUUCUCACUUACAGCUACUUGCUUUCUUCUACGAGUAUAUACAAACAGUAAAUACCCCUAGCGCAGAUAAUAAGUAG
Messenger RNA from Debaryomyces fabryi, 1734 nucleotides. Its product is annotated as M20 family metallopeptidase. The coding region runs from base 1 to 1734 and encodes 577 amino acids. Gene Ontology annotation, molecular function: metallocarboxypeptidase activity. The transcript has a single exon. Gene Ontology annotation, cellular component: fungal-type vacuole lumen. The record is from RefSeq and is a predicted model, not a curated record. NCBI's taxonomy places the organism in Eukaryota, Fungi, Ascomycota, Pichiomycetes, Serinales, Debaryomycetaceae.